UACCGAGAAACACGUGAUUGCGUUCGCGAACUCUUGCAAACGCCGCUCAGAGUACACAGCGUUACGCCGAGCCACGAAUUUCGUCGCGAGUAUUUAUCUUCUUUCCGUCCUGCCCUGUGUUCGCUAUUUCAACAGUGUUCUCGCGGUGGAAGUCUGUCUCUAGUAUCACAACGCACCAUAACUGUGUCGUGAACAACAAUCGCCGAAUUCGCAAAUACACAGAGGCUAUUUGGCCGUCACUGAUCAAUCGUACUAAGAAACGACACUCAGCUAGGCCGAAGAAGAAUCGCUGAAUUGAUGCUACUGUAAUAAGAGGAGGAACUGAGAGAAAAACGAUGGAGAUUCUGGGAGUGAAAUUCGCUCCGUUAAGAGUACCAUUAAAUCGAAGAUUAGAAACCCUCUCAGUCGCGCUUUGGAUCCUAAUUUGCGCACUUGGAUAUUUCGUGGGAUAUAUUCUCACCGCCUAUUUUCUUUUCUUCACCCAAACCAUGCGCUACUUCAUAUUGCUUUACUUCAUCUGGAUGUAUUACGAUUGGAACAAGUUCGAUAUAGGCAAAAUACGGCGAAAAUUCCUGCAAUGGAUUAGAAGCUGCGCGUGGAACCGAUACUUCUGUAACUACUUUCCUAUAAAAUUAGUGAAAACCACUGAUUUGGAUCCGAACAAGUUGUAUUUAUUCUGUAGUUUCCCGCAUGGGAUCCUACCGACAGGAGUUUAUGGUGCAUUCGGAACAGACAUCCUCGGCUGUAGAGAACUUUUCCCGGGUCUCGAAUUUAGGAUCGUCAUACUUGAUGUUUUCUAUAAGUCGCCGUUUUUCCGCGAGUAUUUUCGCUCCUGCGGCGGCCUUGCUAGUACUCCAGAGUGCAUGAAUCAACAACUAUCGACAAGACCUUCGCCACCGUACACCGGAAAGGCGACGGUUCUGAUUCCCGGCGGAGCGGCAGAAGUAUUCGAAUGUAAGCCGGGCACUUACCGCAUCCUGAUAAAAAGGAGGAAAGGCUUUGUAAAGCUCGCGCUGCAAAAUGGAAACGCUCUGGUUCCUGUCUGUUCAUUCGGAGAAACGGAUACUUUCGAUCAAUUUUCCUGGCCAGAUGGCUCGUUCGUGAAGAGACUACAGGAGUACAUUCGUAAGAAAAUCGGUAUACCGCCGGUUCUACUGGUUGGUCGGGGAUUCUUCCAAUACACUUUCGGUCUUAUCCCUCGACGGAAACCAGUUACUGUCGUUGUCGGCAGUCCGAUGGAGUUACCAAAGAUAGAAGAACCAACGAGAGAACAAGUCGAGGAAUAUCACGAGAAAUUCGUCAAGCACCUGAAGAAGCUUUUCGAGAACGAAAAAUACAAGUACAUCGAGAACGCGGAUUCGGUGCAUCUUGAGUUCGUAUAGCGAUACUAGUAAAUAACGAUCAUUUAUAACGGAUAUAUUCGCAAUUGUUGUUCAAAAAACCAAGGAACUGCUCAAUUGCUUACACUUGUAGGGACUUCUGGGAGCUUAUAUAUAAAAGUGAUAGAAAUAAGCGGUUAAAUGGGGUGGUAAAUUAUAAUCACUUGCAUAUCAUACAAGUCUUUUACCUUUC
This is a messenger RNA of Bombus impatiens (common eastern bumble bee), 1572 nucleotides long. RefSeq names its product 2-acylglycerol O-acyltransferase 1-like. NCBI's taxonomy places the organism in Eukaryota, Metazoa, Arthropoda, Insecta, Hymenoptera, Apidae. Gene Ontology annotation, cellular component: endoplasmic reticulum membrane. Gene Ontology annotation, biological process: triglyceride biosynthetic process. The transcript is spliced from 6 exons. Gene Ontology annotation, molecular function: diacylglycerol O-acyltransferase activity. The record is from RefSeq and is a predicted model, not a curated record. Bases 336 to 1382 code for a protein of 348 amino acids.